UGGAGCCCCUCUCCUCGGCGCACUGACGGCUCACAAGGCGACCACACUUUAAACCAGCAGUCAAAGAUGCGAUAAACUUUCAUUAACUUCGUCUCAGAUAGUCAAGGCUUCCAAAUGUUUUUCUCUUUUCUAUUAGACGCCGGUGUCGGUGGUUUCGGUUGAUAUUAAGAGUCGCUGAAAUUCUUUUCCCCCUUCUUCUUCCUCUGGGGUCAGUAACCUGUGGAGACAGAUACACGGAUUUACUGCAAACUGGAUUUAUCCGUGGCGGAGUUUAAACGGCCUUGUCGCGUGCUUUUCGAGGCAGAAGUUUUUUUGUUGCUUUUUCUAGUCUUCAAUAAAGACUUUAAAGAAAAAAUAACAUCAUAUUUGACACUAACAAAGAGCAGUGUUUCCCCUGCUGUAAGAAAAGACAGACCUUCGAUAUUAUCGCAACAGGGAAAAGUGACUGACAAGGCCUUGGACCACCUGUUCUGAAGAGCCAAGGACAGAAGGAAGUAAGGGAAAAGGAAGGAAGCUGUUCCCUUUCGCUUCCUACUGUAUACAGAUGUAUGCUGAGAAAGUUCUGACGGAGGGGAAGAUGGCGAACAGGGGAAUCUCUCUGACCUGUGUAUUGACGCCCUGCCGUGUCAUUGGGGUGUGUAUGACUGUGAUGACCUUGGGAGCCGUCGGAGCCGCCGUCUGGGCCGUAGUUACGUAUUGCACAAUGGAGGAAGACACCGGAAUGUAUGAUGUCCAGGUAACUUCACUUGACCAACGUCUCAGAGUCUUUGAACCCGCCCACAAGAGGUGGCGUCAGGUGUGUUCCUCCUCAGCCAAUGAGCUGCUAGCUAGCAUCAGCUGUGAAGAAGUGGGCUUUGUCAGUAUGGUAAAUUACUCUGUCACAUCGGUGCCGGACGCCAGCGGAGACGGUGGGGAGUUCUUCUGUGUCCGAGAGCAGGAGCUCAGCUACGGCAAGAAAAUCAAAGACUCAUUGUUCCCAUGUGACUGUGAGAGCAGGGAGGUGCUCACACUGUUGUGUCAAGACUGUGGCAGGCGUAGCUUUGCAGCAGACCGUAUAGUUGGAGGUGUGGAUGCCAGGCAGGGCGGUUGGCCUUGGCAGGUCAGACUGGAGUACGAUGGAGUCCAUCAGUGUGGAGGCACCAUCAUCUCCAACCGCUGGAUCGUCUCUGCAGCUCACUGCUUCAGAGAGCGAUAUCGCACCGUUAAUCGCUGGCGUGUGCUACUGGGCUCCAUCUACAGUAAACCAGUCAACGCCAAUGUGGCGGAGGUGAACACCAUAGUUUACCACAGCAGCUACCUGCCUUUUGUGGAUGCUAGCAUCGAUGACAACAGCAGGGACAUAGCUGUCCUGGCCCUCACACAGCCCCUCGCUUUAAACGAAUAUGUCCAGCCUAUUUGUCUGCCUGCAUAUGGUCAGAGACUGGUAGACGGACAGAUGGGAACAGUAACAGGCUGGGGAAAUGUAGAUUACUAUGGUAUUCAAGCAGAUAUACUGCAGGAAGCGAACGUCCCCAUCAUCAGUGACGCUGUCUGCAACGGUCCUGAUUACUAUGACAACCAGAUCACCACCAGUAUGUUCUGUGCUGGUUAUGAGAAAGGAGGCACUGACGCCUGCCAGGGAGACAGUGGCGGUCCUUUUGUCGCGGAAGACUGUCUCUCUAAGAGCAGGAGGUAUCGUCUGAUGGGGGUGGUGAGCUGGGGGAUAGGCUGCGCCAUGGCCAAGAAACCAGGUGUCUACACCCGAGUGUCCAGAUUCCUACCAUGGAUAUCUACGGCCAUGAGGAACUAUAACAACACGCCAGGGCUUCACAAAAUGGCCCGAACAUGAGACUCCUGCUCUUAUGUUUCCACCUUUUUUUGCUCUUUGAUGGAAGGCGUGUGAGGCUCUCCUCAUAUCAUGGUUGUUCAUACUCCUUUUUACCUAACAUGAUUUCUUAUUAAGGAUUCAAUCUCUUCAUGAACCUAAACACAAUGUUAAUGUCCACCAACUCUGAAGUGUUUGGCUGGAAAUACCAAACAAAUCCUGUAUUGUAGCAAGCCAUAAACCCCUCUGCUUCAGACCUGUUCCAACAGUGCUGAUUCUGUGUCUGUAGCUCUAAGUGUUAAUGAGCUGCUGCUGGCGGCGCCCCUCUGCAAGAUGGUUGGUUAAAAAAACACAAUGGUGCUCUACGAGAAGAUUCAGGUGAUAAGGUCGGUGGGUCUUACCUUGGUUGGUUAGUGGCUAAUGGUUGCACAACCCAAAACAACAUUGUCACAUCACAAAGUUGUUCAAAACUUCCUGAAACUUUCCAAAUCUCUUAACACAGAGGGGACACAUAUAUAUGUAUAAAAGACACCAAAAAGUGGAUUUUGCAUAAUAGGUGAAGUAAAAAACGGAUAAAAAACUAAAUCACUGUCACACAAUACAAGAUACCCUUUUUGUAAACUAUAAUUAAUAUAAUUUCCCUCUUCUUAGCAUCAAUACAUUGAAUUCAGCCUUGUAAAUGUACAUUUAAAAAUUACAGAUGUAAUACCAAGGGUUCAUAAAUAAGGAGAUUUAAAUUCCUUAUGUCUCAAAUCUUUCCGUACUUUCACAUUGUGCAACCCUGAGAAGCAGGCAAACACACACACAUACACCCACAAUAAAAGAUCUUAAUUUAUGAGUAUUGCUAAUGGAUAACUACAACUUUACCUUGUGUAUUGUACUUGGUAAAAUCACAACACGUAAAACUUUUCACAACUUUUUUAUAAUUAAGCUGUAAUACAUGUUAUGUCUUUUAUAUGCAGUAUCCUGACUUUUGUAUAAGAAAUCAUUUUUAAUUCAAGAUUUGUCUUUUUUUUUUUUUAAUCUGUAUGUUGUUAAUGUAUUGUAAAUAUUAGUAAUGUCUUGUUUAUGUAGAUGUUUAUUUGAAGCAAGUUCAAAUGAUCUACAUAUCUCAAAGCUAACUGGCAGGAGUGUGUAUACUCAUAUCAUGACCAAUAGUAUUAUAUACUUAAACGUCCCCUCUGCUCCUACAGUAGUACUUAAAAUAAACCACCACCAUUUCAGCAAUACGAUAUACAACAUAAAUUGUUUUAAUUGCACACUUGUAUGGUUGAGAUUAAAGUGGCACAACAGCUUAAAAUCUUCAUAAUUCUUUUACAUUAUGUUGAUGUUACAUAUUAAAAAAGAGUGUUUUAUUAUAAUAUAUUAAGACACACAAAAGGACAAAAGCAGGGUAUCUGCGCACUGGGUUUAAGAUUUUACUACACUGUGAAAUGUGGAUGCUUCAUGAAAAACUUUAAGGAAAAUGUAAGCUCUUAAUGUCAGCGUACUGCAAAUACACAACUGUAUUUAGAAAAAGUCUUAUUCAGAAGGUUAUGUGGAAUAUUGCUAUUGAAUCUGGAUCCAUAAAGUCCCAAACUACUCCCCAGUAGUUUCACAUGUGAUCGACAAAGUGAAUGCUUGUACAUUUAUGGCAAUUUUCAUGUGUGAAAGAGAAAUUCAUAUUGUAAAAUGUAAAUUGUAGCAUUGUGUAUUGUAUUAAAAUAAAAAUAAAACAGCCCA
This is a messenger RNA of Eleginops maclovinus (Patagonian blennie), 3526 nucleotides long. RefSeq names its product hepsin (gene hpn). The coding region runs from base 545 to 1828 and encodes 427 amino acids. The transcript has 13 exons. Gene Ontology annotation, biological process: proteolysis. The record is from RefSeq and is a predicted model, not a curated record. Lineage: Eukaryota; Metazoa; Chordata; Actinopteri; Perciformes; Eleginopidae. Gene Ontology annotation, cellular component: membrane. Gene Ontology annotation, molecular function: serine-type endopeptidase activity; serine-type exopeptidase activity.